CCUGGUCAUUCCCUUCUAAAGAGACUCCCCUGGCGGCUGGGCCUGUGCUCUUCUGGUUCGAGCUUGUAUGAAUCCCUGACAGUGAGCUGUGGCGCCCGCUUCGAAAGAGCAGCGGCUCCUCGCCCGCCCUGGGUGCCCCCGAUUCCUCUCACCCACAAAGUGCUCUCCGAAGUGAUCCGAGGCACGCCGCAGAGCGAGCUUGGAUGCCCAGAGUGCCGCGCUGCCCGCGUGGGGCUGGCCACGAGCUGCUUCUGCCACCCCCGAGCAUUCUCUAAAAAGACGGGGAGCUUGUCAAGGCCCGAUGCAGUGGGGGGUGGCCCUGCGCCAGCCCGUACCCCGGCCUUUGUCAUCUUCUUCUGGGCCGACGUCCGGGAUGGGCCUGUGGUUGGGGGGUUUAUUCCCCCGCAAUGGCGCCCCUGGCCGACAGCAGCCCUUUUCCCCAUCCUCUUCUUGAGGCAGCAGCGAUGGCAGCCAGGAGCCCCUUUUUGUGUCUUCGGGUAUUCGGAGACACCACAAGCCUUUUACGCUACACUCGGGAAGUCGCUGCUCCGGCGCUUCCUGUGCACGUAAACCAGACGCACAGAUGGCCGGGCCUCCUCGCACCUCCUCUCGUCCGGCCCUCGCCAUCUCACCUGCCUCCAUUCUCGUGCCUUUAGCUACGUUCUGCAUGUGGACUGGAAGGCGACGCGACUGGGGGAGGUUCGGGGGAGGCUCCUGCGUCUACUGUACCUGUGAGAAGACCUGCCCUCCGUUGGGUCCGGGUCGCCCAUUUUGUGAGAAACGCCUGUUUGGGGUUAGUUCCUCUUCUGGAGCGUGCCUGGCCUCGCCAGAAUGCGCGGAGCGUCUGCUGUGGCCGAAGGGCUCGUCUUCUCGCGUCUACCCUUUGAGAGAUCCCUAGGAAGGCCCCGCCUCGCGUCUGCACGGAGGCCCUCCUUACCUGAUGAGGCUGGUGAAGCAGCUGAACGGCUUUCCGUCCUGUGCCUUUCACAAUCGUCCCCCCAUAGGUGGAGGGCUGUUGGGCCUCUCUAGGCCCAGCCCCGUGUCAGUGGGGUGCCGUGUGAGAAGCACGGCUCCCGGCGGCCAGCACAGAACAGAGAGAUCCCUAGGCCUGGCCUCCAUCCCAGAGAACCCAUUACUCACUCAGUCGCUGUUCCUGUUCUUCCUAAGGACGGUGUCCCGAGGCACGUGAUGAGGAAGCAGUAGCUGCACCGGAAGGAAGAUUUCCUCUUCACUAAAGAAGCGUCUGUCUUCUGUCCGUUUAAGAUUUACUCCCUGCCCCCACGGGCUGAUUUGGGCGGUUUCCUUCUCUCCCAGAAGAGUUCCUCGUCAGGAUGCCGAGCUCCCUGCGGAAGGUGACGGACUGACCUUCUCUCCGGCCCUCUGCAGCCUUUGCCGUGGCUCCUCUUGAACAUGACUCAUGGGGAAGAGCUUGGCUCCGAUAUGCACCAGGAUCCCGUCGUCUUAACUUACCUCGAAGGGUUACGGAUGCAUCAGGCCGCUGCGAGGCCGGCGCCUGUGGUCGACAGAAAGCCCUCGGGGCUCGGCGACGAGGGCCAGAGCUUCAAGAUUUCCGGAAGGGCGGUUCCUGGCGGCCAAAGCAAUGGUCCGAGUGUCCGGCCGAGCACGUGUCAGGGCUCCGGCGUGCUGCACCUCAAGAAGGCCCGGCUGCUGCAGUCGUCGGAGGACUGGGACACCCCCAAGAGGAGGCGCCUGUCCGAUUCCCUCGUGGACUUGGACGUAAAGCCGGAGGCGCUGCUCGCCGGCAUGGUCGGAGAGGCGCCCAAAGGCAAGCAGGACAGCACGCUGCUGGCGUCUUUGCUGCAGUCCUUCAGCUCCCGGCUGCAGAGCGUCGCCUUGUCCCAGCAGAUCAGGCAGAGCCUCAAGGAGCAGGGCUGCCCCCUGAAGGCGGACACAGACGCGCGCUGCUACGGCCUGGCGUCCACUCACCUGAAGACCCUCCUGCGCAGGAGCAAGACCAAAGAGCCGGAGCCGGCGGCAGACCCCCCCGACGGCGCGGCCGAGGCGACCGGCGAGCCCCUGUCGUGCGCCGCGAGGCUCCAGGCCGUGGCCAGCAUGGUGGAGAAGCGGUCCAGCCCCGCGGCCUCGCCCAAGCCCAGCGUGGCCUGCAGCCAGCUGGCGCUGCUGCUCUCCAGCGAGGCGCACCUGCAGCAGUACUCUCGGGAGCACGCGCUGAAGGCGCAGAGCGCCCACCAGGUGGCGAGCGAGAGGCUCGCGGCCAUGGCCAGGCUCCAGGAGAGCGGCCUCCGGGACCGCCCCCAUUUCCCAUCGUCCAGAGCGCUGGCGAGCCCCGCCCACGGCCCAGCCAGGCCGUCCUCCAGCGAGUCGGGAGCAGCCCUCCCCUCCCCCCCUCGGAGCGCCGACUGCGGGAGCGGCCUGAGACAGGCGAGCAGCCACAGCUUGCUUCUGCACCUUCUCAAGAGCCAGAGCGCGGCCGGGCCAGCCGGCGGGCCCGAGCAGCCGGAGCGGGGCUCCGCCUUCGAGGGGAGCAGCGCCAGCACGACCGACGACGGCUCCGACCCCAACCCCAGCUUCACCGAGGACGACAGCAGCGGCGACGAGAGCUCCCACUCCAACUGCGGCCCCAUCGACCUGUCCUUCAAGCAGCGCGUGCAGAGGCCCGAGGCCGGCCGGCCGGCCUCUCUGGACAGCCUCACGCAGUCCCUGCUGCACACGUGGGACCCGCGGGGCCCGGGGCUCCGCACGGAGGAGGAGGCCCCCCGCGGCGCGCGCCUGAACCCCCACCAGAAGGUCACUCUUCUCCAGCUGCUGCUCGGCCACAAGCACGAAGAGCGCCCGGAGCAAGCGGCUGCCGCUCAGGGAUCGCCGGGCUCGGCGCCGGGCAGCCAGCGGGAAAGCCCCGGCGUGCCCCGGGCGGCUCCGCGCAGCACGCCGCCGUCCCUGGCCUGCGCAGCCGCAGACUCGCCCCUCAACCUCUCCCAGCAGCCUCUGGGGCGGCGCGCCUCGCCGCAGUACCUGUGUGCUGUCCAGCCCCAGCCACUGGCGAGCCCCGCGGCCAGACACCUGGUGGACCGCAGCCCCGGGCGGGAGCUGCCGGCGGCCAGCCCGCCCAGCGCCGCGGCCUUCAGCGCCAGCAAGCUGCUGCAGAACUUGGCCGCGGGGGCCGCGGACGAGCCCAGGGCCUGCAGGCCACCACCGAAGCCCGCGGGCCUGGGGGAGAGGCGGGGCAGCCCCCAGCAGGCCUUCCGCAGUCCGCCGGAGCCGGGGCUCUCCGGCUCUGAGAUCGAGAACCUGCUGGAGAGAAGGACCGUCCUUCAGCUGCUGCUCGGCCACGGCAGCAGAAACAGGAGCGAGAAGCAGGACAGAGCGCCAGACGAGAGCUGCCGAGAGCAGGCCGAGAUACUGGCCGUCCAGAUUAAGUCGGAGCCCUGCGACGAUCCGCCCGUCCUGCCCAGCGGCCACCGCCCGACUCACGGGCUCCUCGGGGCGCUUCCGGCCCUGCACAGGGGUGCAGCCGCCUCCCCCUCCGAGGACCUCAAGGCGGAGCCGCCGUCGCCUCAGGACUUCUCCAGGAAUGGCCUCCUGAGCCGGCUGCUGAGACAGAACCAGGAGGCCCCCCUCACCGACGGUCAGCUCUUAGAGCCACAGGGACGCGCAGUGGCGCCCAAGAAGAGGAAGCUGCCCGGGGAGCCCGCACAGAGUCUGUUUAAGAAAAGGAUGAAGAGUCAGCCCUGCCCGGAGGAGCCCCGCGGGGCCAAGUGGGGCGGAAGUGACCUCCAACUCGGGCCCUCGGCCGGCCGUGACCCGGGCAGCGAGCCCCCAGGCGGGCACUGGCAUCGGGAGAGCCAAGGCUUCAACGUGCUGAAGCAGCUGCUUCUCUCUGAGAACUGCGUGAGAGACUUGUCAGGGCACAGGAAGAGCACAGCCAGCGAGGGCAGGAAGAGGGGAGGCAGGAACCACGUCCUGCACGGCGGGCCGGACUUGAGCCUCUGCUCGCUGAACGGUCAGCUCGCCAGUUGUCUGGGCAGCAGGACCUUCCCGUACGCGGGGGCCGGCCCGGGCUCCCCCUACCAGGGUUCUCCGGAGCCCCUGGCCAGCGGGGCCUCCACGCAGGAGGCCGGCCCGCUCAGCGUGUGCCCCAUCCCCGGCGAGAGGGGGCCCAUCAAGUGGGUCAUAGCAGGCUUGGAGAAGAGCGAGUGUGCGAGAGACUCGCCGCGGCUGACCAAGACCAACCCCAUCCUGUACUACAUGCUGCAGAAGGGGGCGAGCUCCGGGGGCCUCCGGGACGCCUGGAGCGAGUCACCGGCCAGAAGCACGGCGCGGGUGGCAGUCAAGGAGGAGCUGAGCAGCCCCUGCGAGAGCCCCUCCCACGGCCGGAACGCCAGCGGGGAAGCCUACGGACUCCUGCAGAGGGUGCUCACUAUUAAGAAGGAAGCCGAGUGAGUCCCUGCCGGCCGCCUGCGCAGCUGAACUUGAGCGUUCUAGACACGAGAGCAUGUUCUCAGGACUGUUUGGGAGCUUCGUGAUCCCUGCGAUGUGUAGACUAGGCAGCGCUGCUUCCCGCUCUACACUCGCUGUCGCCCCGCUGCCGGUCGGUUAUAGAGCACUUCCCAAAGGCCUGUGGGAGUGUGCGGGGCUCUCCAGCUACCCGGAAUCAGAAUCCGUGGCAGCAUUAGCCCAUCUUCCUCCAGUUCGUGCUCCAUGGACCUGAUCCCACUUUGGGGAGGCAGAAACAGCGGUAGCUUCUAUUUAUGUGUCUGUGUCUGUGUGUGUGUGUGUGUGUGUGUGUGCGCGAGUGUGUGUGUGUGUAUGCACGUGUGUACGUGUGUGCAUGUGCGUGUAUAUAUAAAUUUUAAGGAGUUGUAAAUACAUAGACAUAUUUCUGUAUGUAGCAUUUUUAAAGGUUACUUUUAAAAAUCGCUACAUUGAGAACAUAGUGCCUGCUUAUUCCUCCUUCUUGGACCCAAAAGAGAAGCUUGAGAGCUCUGCACAGAGAAGCCCCUCUUCUCCGCAUGGGAGAGGCCCAGCCCAGCCUUCCCCGACGUCCUCCCGGACUCCUCGCUGUCUCUUUCACUGCCCAGCCGGUGGGAGCACUAUGGGGGGGGGGGGCUGUCAGCUCCUUCUUGGGAAUGGUGGUCUUCCGUUCCAGCCCCUCGAUCCCCUCACUGUGCCCAGCCGCACUCCCUCCUCCCUGAGAAUCGGGAACUCUGACGUGCUGCCCAACAGCCCCGAAAGGCUCUCCCUCCCUCCACCGUCUCUUCGCGCUUCGCCCGAGAACCCAGAGCCCGAGCUUGGGAGCCACGCCACCCUUAGGGUGUCUGCAGAUCCAGCUCAGACCCUUCUUACAACAAUCAGUGGGCCGAGGCGGGAGGGUCAUUGUCUCAGGAAAAUCAGCCGGUUGUCUCCGUUGGCCACAUCUACUUCGAUAGCCCCGAGCAAGGGACUCGCGUGAGCUGUCCAUCCUGCCUCAUCUCGGCAGGAUUCGAGUCCAGGUCCUCUGACACCAGAGCCAGCUCUCCCCACUGCGCCACACUGCCUGACCUGCACGAAGCGGCCACCCCAGAAAAGCGCUCCCGUGUCGUGGGAAGCCGAGAGACGACGGAGCGUGGAGGGACGUGGCCAUUGGACGGGCGGGCGGACAAGCAGGCAAUCUGGGCAGCAGCAGGUGGCCCGGAGUCGGCAGUGGGCCGUGCGUGUCCGGCGGCUCGAAGGCAGGCCCUUUUCUGGCUGGGAACGAGGGCUUCUGACGGCCAGUCGGAUGUCGCCUCUUAGAGACACUGAAACUUUUAAAGUGGAAACGUUGACUCGUCCUCGUCGACAGCCUCCUUGAUGUCGGAGGCUCCGCCCACAAGCGGGCCUCUUGAGGAUUUCUGGCGCCGCUAGUCGUCCUGUUGCACCACCAGAAUCAGCCGUGAGGAUAGAGGGAGGGGGAUCCGCAGGCACAGUGGUGGCCGUCCUCAGAGCUCUGGGAGCUGUUCAGAAGAGCUAAGCGGACCCCCUGUUCUGUAAGCAGAGGACGGUGACGAGUGUGAGAGGGGCUCCAGAAUUGCCGCUUCUUUGGCCGGCCUUGGGAAGAGGGUUCUCGGAGAAGUUCCCACUUGAUAUUGCGGAGAAAGGGAGCUCACUGGAGCCUGGCAGACCCCUCCAGAACUUCCCCCAUGAGACUCCUUUGAGGGGGCGCUGCGGCUCUCCCGGACAUCAGGGAGGAGCUUCACCAGCGUCUUACAGAAGAGCGGGCGGCUUUUAUACACCUAUAAAUAUAUACAUACAGAGUGUACAUACGUACCUUGACUUGUUACACAUGAUGCUGAAACCGAUUUUUCAAAGUGAUGUAAAUAGUGAUUUCCUUAAUGAAAAUACAUAUUUUGUAUUGUUCUAAUUCAGAGGAAAAGCCUUUUAACCUCAGAGUUCUGUAUAGCCCCUGUAUAAGUGUACAUAGGAGCAGAUAGAUUUAACAUUUGUGCAUGUGUGUAUACGGUUGCAAGUCUGGGAAGAAUGUAUAAAAUAAGCCUUUUAUUUAAAGUCGUGAUUACCUGCUGCAUGAAGCAUGCAUGGGGGACCCUGUGCAUAUGGCAACAUGUCUUAAGUCACUCAGAUGUCCAUCAGAAAUAACAGUAUUCCAUGUUGGGACUUCACUUUUGCUGUGGUAUUUUAAGCUUUGUGAAAGGAUAUGCUUUGAAUCCAAGUGUCCAAGAGAAUCAAGCGAAUGACUUUUUCGACAUAAAGAGCCCACACUAUGGUCAUUGAGUUUUAAUCCAUCGAAAACAAAAGCAAAAUAUUGUCUCGGGAGUAUCCUAAUGCUAGAAAAGAACGGAGCGUUACAUUUCAUUAACAUCCAUGAUCGAAAUGAGGAGGUUGACACAACCAGUUUUGUUAUGAUGUGCUCAGUUAUAUAACUUGUCAUUUUUAUUAAAGUUUAAUUUCUUCAUGUGGCGUCAUAAAACUGUGCAUACUGCAGUGUGAAGGUUUUUGUUUUUGUUUUCGUUUUUUUAAAUCUUCCGGUGUUUACUUCCUGCGGUGGAUUUGAAUAAAUGAGAAAAAUGCAUUGUC
This is a messenger RNA of Monodelphis domestica (gray short-tailed opossum), 7029 nucleotides long. The record is from RefSeq and is a predicted model, not a curated record. Lineage: Eukaryota; Metazoa; Chordata; Mammalia; Didelphimorphia; Didelphidae.